Messenger RNA from Symbiodinium pilosum, 1470 nucleotides. The record is from the annotation of a GenBank genome assembly. Lineage: Eukaryota; Dinophyceae; Suessiales; Symbiodiniaceae.
AUGCCGCGCUGUUAUGGCUUCCAAGAAGCGGCAGGGGCGACAAGCCAGCAGGAAUUCCACGAUGCCUUGCCCUCUUUGCAGGUUGGCUCCAUGUACGGCAGCCCUGGCUUCCGGCGUUCGUCCGCCUUCUUGGCAUCCGAGGAGGUGGCCUUGCCAAUGAGUUCGUCCCGGGCGACAGCACACAAUUUCUUAUGUGCGCCCCGGACAUCAUUCAAUUACACCGUGGAAGAGGCGGCGCACCAUGCGCAGCAUGCCAAUGAAGAUGCAGCUGCCAUCAAGAAAGCCUUGGCCAAAGAUUCCUCGCUGACUGCCCAAGAGGCUCGCUUCUUCUCCGUCCUCGCGACGCCCCUUACCUUCUUGACCAGUACAUUUGCUAUCACUGCUGCUUACUUGGAGGUGCAGAAUGGUUGGAUGCUAGCACAGAAGGCAAAGAUGCUCAAAGAAGACAUUGCCCAUGGUUGGAUUUACGUUUCACAGCUGGAAGCUGCACAAAUCGUUGCCUUUGGCACCAGUGUAUAUGCCAUUGGCGUUCUGCAUGCUGGCGAGAUCAAAUUGUCUGAAGAGGAGCCUUCCCAAUGCCUGUCUCAAGACGAGAAGCCAGAGGAAGGCUCCCUGUUGCAGGACGCGGUUAGCGACGACGAGGAUGCAGUCUCCUCAUCCUCGGCGGCCUCCGAGUCGUCGAUGGAUCCGUCGGAGCCUUCGGAAGGUGACAUGUCUUCCAGCUACUCGAGUGACUUUAGUACUUCCAGCUCCUCAAGCUCUGAGUGCUCAGAGGAGGAGCCGGAAGAGGAAGAGGACGAGGAGGAAGAUGAAGAGGCGCAGGGAGAGGCCAAACGAGGAGAGGAGGGCGAAGACGGGGAGAUUGAGGAACAAGAAGACGAGCUGGCAGAUGAGUGUACGCAGGAAAUGGCAGGGACAUUGUCAAAGACCUUAGGGGAGGCGCGUCCUAGAUCGGAAGUGCCGUGCUGCACAGAUCGCUGGCCAGUGGUGGUUCUUGAGCAGCUCUUGAGCGGCGGAGGAGAGAUCCCCGCUCCACGAACCGACCGCGACCGCAAUGCAAAGCAGAAGCUGGUGGCCAAACUACUUUGUCGCUGGUGGUAUGUCCUUCCCGACUGGCCACCCAAAGAUUUCGACUACAACGCUGCGCUUGCAGCCCAAGGCUACCGCAAAGUGCCGGUAGAAGCCUUCGAGCUUGAGCCAGACGAAGACGAUCAGGGCCUCAGGAAGGCCUUCCCGGUCUCCGGUGGCUUCAAGGGCCUGUACAGGAAUCAGCAAGGCUCUCUGAUCGAUGUGCGGCCCGUGACAGGGAGACCCUCCUACGACCAGCUGAUGCUGAGGGCAACGUCAGAGCUUCAUCGCCUAGUUGUCUUGGCGUACACGCGCCAACUGGAGGACCUGGACUCGAAGCCGCACCUCCCGGCCGCAGAACUGGAGAUGCGGCAGCAGCUGCGUCAAGAGCUUACCAAGGCC